Choloepus didactylus (southern two-toed sloth) is the source of this 2338-nucleotide messenger RNA. RefSeq names its product carnosine dipeptidase 2 (gene CNDP2). Gene Ontology annotation, cellular component: cytosol. Lineage: Eukaryota; Metazoa; Chordata; Mammalia; Pilosa; Megalonychidae. The transcript has 12 exons. Gene Ontology annotation, biological process: proteolysis. The coding region runs from base 318 to 1745 and encodes 475 amino acids. Gene Ontology annotation, molecular function: metallodipeptidase activity. The record is from RefSeq and is a predicted model, not a curated record.
CGCCCGCCUUCGGGUACGCGUUCCCCCGGGGCUGGGCUGUCCGGGCCCCGGGAACGGGGCGGCGCGGGGAGGGCCCCGGGGCACGUUACCUGCUUACGUAGCUUUUCUCUCUGAGGAAAGCCUGGCAGAGCCACUUCAGCCAGAACUGCUGCUUCCUGGAGGAUCCUCGUGACAACCGUGUUGCAAUCCCGGCCAGAGAGGGGCGGCCCUCUGCACACCCAGCCAGCGCCCCGGCGGCUCAGCCCCUGCCCUGCGGCCGGCCCCGGCACACUGUCCUUCCUUCCGGGAACCCUCCAGCUCUGCCGUCUGCCGGAACAAUGUCUGUCCUCACUGGCCUGUUUAAGUACAUCGAUGAAAAUCAGGAUCGCUAUGUCAAGAAACUUGCCGAAUGGGUGGCCAUCCAGAGUGUGUCUGCGUGGCCCGAGAAGCGAGGCGAGGUCAAAAGGAUGCUGGAAGUGGCGGCCGCCGACAUCCAGCAACUGGGCGGCUCCGUGGAGCUGGUGGACAUUGGGACACAAAAGCUGCCUGAUGGCUCCGAGAUCCCACUUCCUCCCAUUUUACUUGGCAAACUGGGCUCGGACCCAAAGAAGAAGACGGUGUGCAUUUACGGACACCUGGACGUGCAGCCCGCGGCCCUUGAGGACGGCUGGGACAGUGAGCCCUUCACCUUGGUGGAGCGAGAUGGGAGAUUGUAUGGAAGAGGCUCAACCGAUGAUAAGGGGCCGGUUGCUGCCUGGUUGAACGCCCUGGAAGCUUUUCAGAAAACAAAUCAGGAGAUUCCCGUCAACAUCCGCUUUUGCCUGGAAGGCAUGGAGGAGUCUGGUUCCGAGGGCCUGGAUGAGCUGAUCUUGGCCCGGAAGGACACCUUCUUCCAGGACGUGGACUAUGUCUGCAUCUCUGACAAUUACUGGCUGGGGAAGAAGAAGCCCUGCGUGACCUACGGGCUCCGCGGCAUCUGCUACUUUUUCAUUGAGGUGGAGUGCAGUGACAAGGACCUCCACUCGGGCGUGUACGGGGGCUCGGUGCACGAGGCCAUGACCGACCUCAUUUUCUUGAUGGGCUCCCUGCUGGACCACAAGGGGAGAAUCCUCGUCCCCGGCGUCAACGAAGCCGUGGCCCCCGUGACAGACGAGGAGCUCGCGCUCUACGACAACAUCGACUUCGACAUGAACGAGUACGCGAAGGACGUGGGCGCCGAGAUGCUGCUGCACACCUGCGAGAAAGACAUCCUGAUGCACAGGUGGAGAUACCCGUCUCUCUCCCUGCACGGAAUCGAAGGCGCCUUCUCCGGAGCUGGAGCCAAGACCGUGAUCCCUAAGAAGGUCAUUGGCAAGUUCUCCAUACGGCUCGUGCCGAACAUGACCCCUGAAGUCGUCAGCGAGCAGGUGACGAGUUAUUUGACCAAGAAGUUUGCGGAGCUGCACAGCCCCAACAAGUUCAGGGUGUACCUGGGCCAUGGUGGGAAGCCGUGGGUGUCGGACUUCAACCACCCUCACUACAUGGCCGGGAGGAGAGCCCUGAAAACAGUGUUUGGUGUUGAGCCUGACCUGACCAGGGAGGGUGGCAGCAUCCCCGUGACACUGACCUUCCAGGAGGCCACGGGCAAGAACGUCAUGCUGCUGCCCGUGGGCUCGGCCGACGACGGCGCCCACUCCCAGAACGAGAAGCUCAACAGGCACAACUACAUAGAAGGAACGAAAAUGCUGGGUGCCUACCUGCACGAAGUGUCGCAGCUGCAGAACUGAGGCCGGUUUUCCCGGAGCGCCGCAUCCAGCUGGACAGAACCCUGCGCGCUGGCCUUGCCAUCUUUCUACUUGCUUGGGAAAGCAGGGGCUACCCUCCCUUCUCUUUCCUCUUGUUAAAACUUACAUUUCUUUCCUCUUGUUGAAAGUUACACAGACUUCACGAGUGUGUUUGCCUGGCUGGACUGACAAAUGGCUCAGCAGACAGUCGAAUCGCGCCCUGGUUAGAUUCUCGGAAGUGGUUAGGACGACUUAGUGUCCAGAAAAGAGCCUACAUCUGAAAAAGCUUAACUUCUUCAGUAGAAAGUUCUGGUUGCCUUUGAGUUGGGGUGACCAGGGGCUUGAAGUUUGCCCCUGGGUUGUUUCAUGUCCCAUCUCUGCCCCGCUCAGGAGGCACACUCAGUGUAUUUGUGAAGUUCUCGAGGGGCCGCCCUCUCGGACCCUUUGCUCUCCUGCGAGUCCUGCCCAAUUCUCGGGACAGUAACUGUCACUGACGUCUCCAUCUCCCUUUUCUGCUUCCUCAAACUCACACCUAACUGAAGGGUUAUUUUGUCUUAGUUUGUGCUGCUAAAUAAAAGUAGAAAUGAAGCCUCUGA